AUGAAAAGGAGGCAAGGCUCUGAUCGCAAUUCGGAUUCGGAAUCGCUGUCCACGUUGAAUGAUGCUCCGCCGCGGUCCACUUCGGUUAUGACACCAACGCCAUCGUCGUUCAAGCCUGCUCGUGCCAAAGCGAUCGCAGUGCCCCGUGCUCGUAGUGGUCGUGAACGCCGAACGACAAUUCCGGAUCGUCCAGAUCUACCGAUUAAUCUCUGGUCGAUUAUGAAGAACUGUAUAGGAAAGGAAUUGUCGAAGAUUCCUAUGCCGGUGAACUUCAGUGAACCAUUAUCGGUUCUGCAACGAAUAACCGAAGAUCUGGAAUACGCGAACUUACUGGAAACGGCUUCCACUCUGGGACCACUAGAACAAUUGGCCUACGUAGCAGCAUAUGGUGUCAGUAACUAUUCAACGACAGGAAAUCGUACGAAUAAGCCAUUCAAUCCGUUAUUAGGAGAGACUUAUGAAUGCGAUCGUACAACUGACCUAGGAUGGCGUAGUAUUACUGAGCAGGUUUCUCAUCAUCCUCCUGCAGCUGCACAUUAUGCUGAAGGUAAUGGUUGGGUAAUGUAUCAGGACUUCACGAUGACGAGCCGUUUCCGGGGCAAGUACCUAUCUGUGAUACCGGUCGGCUAUACACAUGUCUAUUUUCCGGGUACUAAGAAUCAUUAUUCGUAUAAAAAGAUAACGACCACUGUUCACAAUAUUAUUGUCGGCAAAUUGUGGAUCGAUAAUCAUGGUGAUAUGGAAAUCAUUAAUCAUGGUACUGGUGAUAAAUGUGUAGUGAAGUUCUUCCCAUAUUCAUAUUUCAGUAGAGAGGCGCCCAGAAAGGUUUACGGUGUUGUACGAGACUCGCGAGGGGAGCCCCACUUCGUGGUUCAAGGCACUUGGGAUUCUCAUGUAGAUAUGCUGAAGGUCACAAGACGAAUAGGAACUGGUGACAAGGCACGUCUCGAGACCGAUUCCGAACCGAAACGUAUUUGGACGGUCAAUCCACCGCCUCCCGGUUCGGAGCGAAUGCACAAUUUCACUCGUUUGGCGAUCGAGCUGAAUGAGCCGGAACCGGGAGUAGCCCCAACAGAUAGCCGGCUACGACCCGAUCAACGGCUUAUGGAAGAGGGCAAAUGGGACGAGGCUAAUAGUAAAAAGCUUGAGCUCGAAGAAAAACAGCGAGCCGUGCGGAGAAAACGUGAAGCACAA
Haemonchus placei is the source of this 1194-nucleotide messenger RNA. The record is from the annotation of a GenBank genome assembly. NCBI's taxonomy places the organism in Eukaryota, Metazoa, Nematoda, Chromadorea, Rhabditida, Trichostrongylidae.